Molecule: messenger RNA, 7251 nt
Organism: Myripristis murdjan (pinecone soldierfish)
Lineage: Eukaryota; Metazoa; Chordata; Actinopteri; Holocentriformes; Holocentridae
Gene: map3k2
Product: mitogen-activated protein kinase kinase kinase 2
Exons: 17
Coding region: 349-2292 (647 amino acids)
Biological process (GO): protein phosphorylation
Molecular function (GO): protein binding; protein kinase activity; ATP binding
Source: RefSeq, a predicted model, not a curated record
AUAAGCUAGUGAAGACUACCGUAGCCAGUCAGCUGGGUGUAAAGUGCAACCAAAUGAACGGUGUGGACUAACUUGAUUUUUAUUACCGAACAGACACGGAGGUACUCAUUUGAAUAUACCACAAUAUUGCAUUUUUUUCACGUUUUGGAAGCCCGUGUGCGGACGAAUUGAAGAGCCGUCGGGCCUCGCUGCCGUGGCCCAGCAGGACUCGAGUGAAGUUCGGAGCGGACUCCCAAACUUCUGCUUCCUCAAACGGCUCUCCGCGGGGCCCGGGGCUCCUGUCACCGGCCCUGUGGAUGAGGAAGUGAAUAAACACCUAUCUAUCCCCAGGAGAAAGGAAUCCCGUUGAUGGGAGAGUCCUCUUUCCUGGCCUCCUGGGUCGAUCGACGUGCCAUGAUGAUGGAUGAGCAGGAGGCGCUGAACUCAAUCAUGCAGGACUUGGCCGAACUGCACCGCUCCAGCCGUCCUGCCAUGUCCCUGUCAGACCUGGGCAAACCCAAAGCCUCCUCACCCAAGAACCAGAACGACGUCAGAGUGAAGUUCGAGUUCAAAGGGGAGAAGAGGAUCUUGCAGUUCCCGCGUCCCGUCAAGCUGGACGACCUGAGGGCGAAAGCUAAAGUGGCUUUCGGUCAAGCGAUGGACCUUCACUACACCAACAACGAGUUGGUGAUUCCACUGACGACUCAGGACGACCUGGAUAAGGCUGUGGAGCUGUUGGACCGCAGCGUUCACAUGAAGAGCCUCAAGAUCCUGCUGGUGCUCCAGAUCUCCUCUCAGACCUCUUCCUCCAACAUGGACCUCUUGCCGUCCCACGAGGAGCUGGACAACACGGGAUUCAGGGUCGCCGAUAAGAAGAGCAUGCUGGCCUUGAUAGGCUCCCACUCCACGGACCGCAGCUCCCCUCCUCCAGGCUACAUUCCCGACGCCCUCCAGCAGGUGGCGAGGAACGGCUCCUUCACCAGCAUCAACAGCGAAGGGGAGUUCAUACCCGAGAGCAUGGACCAGAUGCUGGACCCGCUGUCCAUGAGCAGUCCGGAGAACUCGGCGUCUGGAAGCUGUCCCUCUUUAGACAGCCCCCUCGACAGUGACUACCCCAAAUCCAGGAUGCCUCGGGCACAGAGCUACCCAGACAACCACCAGGACUUUCCAGAGUAUGACAUCCCAGUGUUUGAGAAGUCAGGGAAGGGGGGAACGUACCCUCGACGAUACGGCAUUCCCUUCGGCCUUCAGGAUUACAGUGAUGGGAGGAAGACCUUCCCUCGGGCUCGGCGGACGCAGGUUCACGGCUUCCGCUCGCCGGUCAACUUCAGCCCCACCGAACAGUCGCCCAGCACCAGCAGCGGCAGCAGCGUCUUCACCCCCGACCUCGAGGAGGCCCCGGGGCCCGCCAGGCGGCCGCGCAGGGGCAGCGACAUCGAGCCCAACCCCAACCCCACCCCUGCCCCCACCCUGUCUGUCAUGGACAUCAGCCCGCCCAGCCGCUCUCCACGUGCCCCCACCAACUGGCGUCUGGGGAAGCUUCUGGGCCAGGGGGCCUUUGGUCGGGUUUUCCUCUGCUAUGACGCCGACACCGGACGGGAACUGGCGGUGAAGCAGGUCCAGUUCGACCCUGAGAGUCCCGAGACCAGCAAAGAGGUGAGCGCCUUGGAGUGUGAAAUCCAGCUGCUGAAGAACUUGUGCCAUGAGCGAAUCGUCCAGUACUACGGCUGUUUGCGAGACACGAUGGAGCGAACGCUUUCCAUCUUCAUGGAGUACAUGCCUGGGGGCUCCAUCAAGGACCAGCUGAAGUCAUACGGAGCGCUGACGGAGAACGUGACGCGCCGCUACACUCGGCAGAUUCUGGAGGGAGUUUCCUACCUGCACAGCAACAUGAUCGUCCACAGGGACAUCAAAGGAGCGAACAUCCUACGUGACUCAGUGGGUAACGUGAAGCUGGGUGACUUCGGCGCCAGUCGGCGGCUGCAGACCAUUUGUCUGUCAGGAACAGGCAUCAAGUCUGUGACCGGCACUCCCUACUGGAUGAGCCCUGAAGUUAUCAGUGGAGAGGGUUACGGCAGGAAGGCUGAUAUCUGGAGUGUAGGCUGCACCGUUGUGGAGAUGCUGACUCAGCGGCCCCCCUGGGCAGAGUUCGAGGCCAUGGCUGCCAUCUUUAAGAUCGCUACCCAGCCCACCAACCCAGUGCUGCCCGCCCAGGUGUCGGACCACUGCCGUGACUUCCUUAGACGCAUUUUCGUGGAGACCAAGCAGAGGCCGUCCGCUGAUGAGCUACUGAGGCACAUCUUUGUACAUUAAUCUGAUCCCUGAACCCCCUCCCUCAUGCCGAACUGCCAGACAUGGCCUUACCUGAUGGGAGUCUCUCUGCCUCUGGCCGUACCCCCUCUAGUUCCACGCUGAAACCUCAUUGGACCAGGAAGAACCUGCUGGGUUGAUCUCGCAUAUGGAAGAAGAGGAGGUGUGUAGGUAGGGGGGAGAGGGUUGGCUACCUGCUCCUGGGUCUCUGUUUGUAGGAGACUGCCAUAGAGAACAUAAUUUUUUUUUUUUUUUUGUCCCAGCAACAUUGCACCUUAAUUUCACAAAGGGAGGGUAAGCACUUCCCCCUUAAAAAAUGAAAAUAACUUUGAAAAAUGUUUCCUUUUUAUGUUUGUAAAUUUCUCUUGUGGAGAUUUUGGAGAUAGUGUCAUUGUCAUGGACCUAGAUGGUGAUUGGCUCUUGGAGUGCCCUCCUCCCCCCACUCUGACCCCGGAAUGUACUCUCCUGCCAAAACCCAAAGCAAUGGGUGAACCUGGACCCGCUGCUAAUCAAACACAACCCAGUCUAAAUCUGAGAUGCAGAGAACACUCCCAAACCCCCCAAAAUACAAAGUUUUCACUGACCUGCCCUCAUUCUUCAUCCUUUUCCUCUGUCUGUCCCCUUCUACUCAUCUAGCCAAAAUAAGAUCUGUCAAACGUGGUGACCAGAUGGUUCUCAGCUGCCACAGGCUAGCAGUUAAGCUACACAUCUCUUGUAUACUACACUUGGGGUUGCCUCUGAAGUGUCUUGGGUCUUCUCUCUCUGCUUUACUGUCUGUCUGCCAGGUUUCCUUCCCCUCAGGCCCCCAUCUUCAGUCUUUGCCACGUGCCUUCCCCCACACAGCCCCUUUUUUCCCCACAGUGUAAGAGUGUAUCUUGAGUUUCCGGAAAUGUCUGUCAUACACAAGGUGUUGUUUGAGUGUUUUCUUCCUGCAUCCAACAAACUGCCUUCUCACCACUAGCCCAGCUUCAGCUGAUUCCAGUUCAGCCCUAAUGUCCAUCUCUGCCUUUGUUGUAACAGGGAUUUGUCAUGUUUAACCCAGUCCUAGUUCAGCUCCAGGUAUGUAACAUAGCACUGAGCAUCAUUCAGUCAGCACCAAAGCAGACACAAACAAGGACUGGUGCCUCUACUUCAAACCCUUUGAGAUAAAACAGUUUCAAGCUUUGUAGUCACUCUUCAACUGCAUCCCUCCUUCCACUGCUUUUUUAUGGAUUCAGGAUGUGGCUUUUAGCUGAAUGAUGUUGAGGAAGGGAAGCAGAAGAGGUGGAAUAAAAGUGGGAAAUCGCUGCUAGGCAGCAGUUUAGUGCUGAUAAUUGUUACCUGGAGCAUUUCUCUUUUUCAACUAUUUGAGCAAGAAAUCAUCCCUUAAUUGGAGGGUCUUUUGUAUUUUACAAAACUGUCAGCAAUAUCAAAUUAGCUAAAGUGACGUGAAUUUUGGGCAAAAAUGCUGAUUUCCGUGGCCCUAGUUCUGUUUUAGGUGUGCUGUUGCCCUGCUACGAUGUGUACUGACACAUCAUACUGCAAAUCUACUAAACAUUCAAAUCCAAUUAAGAAUGGACUUUUAAAGUAGAAAAUGUUUAGAAAUUGUGGACUUCUGUAUCUCUGUGAAAUCAGACAGUUUGAUUGUUUGAGGUGGGAACCUGGAGAGGUGCGUUUGAAGAGUCUCCCAGAGCUGUUUGAUGGACCCGGUGGCACAAAGCCAAGCAAGAAGCUCACAGUUGAUUAGCCAGAGGUCUGGCUGUAUGACGCUGUCCCAAUGUUGUCAGUUUUACUGGUGAUUAGAUCUCACUGGCUUGGCCCAAAAACAGUUGUAGUUAUGUCCAAUAUUGAAGGCAACAUUGAAGAGCUGUUCGGUUGUAAGGAAGUUCCUAGCUGGCUUACUGGCUGCUCAGAAAUGACUCUUAAGCCCACAGGUACAUUUUCAAUUAACAGUCAUUGCACUGACUUGUGUUAUCAAACACAAGAUGGAGAAAUAAUCAGCAUUAUCCAGUUACUUUGGUACGUAUAGUGACUAAGUGCUAACACAGCAUGGAAAAUGAAUUCGACAUUUUCCAAGUGUUGAGAGUUUGGGAGGUGCACGGAAGAUCUUUGAAUAAAUACAGCAAUCCGGUUCUGAUGUACACGUUACAUUUCAGAGGCUGUCUCCUGAGUCUCAUUAAUUCUCAUGAGCCUGUUGACAGCUUGUAUUCUCAGUUACUGUCAGCAUACAGUAUGUCUUACUGUAAACUGACUUUAAUGUAAACAUCCACUCCAAAAAAAUAAGGUGGAGGAAGUAUAACAUUUUAAAAUGGAGUGUGUAGGAAAGAUACCCAUAUGCUCCAGUAUUGGAAACGGUACAGUUCUGUUCUUCAGUCAAGGCACCAUUGUGCCAUAUCAGUGUACUCUGUUAUUUUUCGUCUUGCAUACACUCCAUAGUUUUACAGAGUAGAUACACACUGAAGAGGUUUACAUUAUACAAUAUCAGUCUCACAGAGUUUGGUUCCUCUACCUUAACCUAAGCAGCUUGUUAUAUAUCUACAAUCAGUGCUGUAGUCACUGUUAUUGCCAAAAAAUGCAUCACAGUUAACUUGUCACUUUAGCCACACCACAAAUGCUCCUUUGAAAAUGUACGCAGUUGUAUUGUGGCGUUAAUUGCAGUUUCCUCCCGGGAAAAGCAUCCCCAGUGUCUCUGUCCGUUCAAUAUUUCAGCACCCAGUCGUGUUCUAGUUUGAGGGAGUAACCUGCCUGUGGCUGUAAGACUGAGUAUAUUUGCAUUCACACUAACAUUUGAUCUUAAUGUGCUUAAGGCAGUGCUAUUGAUACGGUCAUGUAAACACUUUUAUCUGAGAUAAAGUCAUAAUCGAGUGUUUCUACUUACUGGGAUGUUUAAGCACCCUUUUUCAGGCUUUUAUCUUUUUUUUUUUUUAAUCCAAACUGCUAAAUGCAGUCACAUCAUGCAGAUGUUGUAUUCACACAGUAAACAUGUUGCAGUGUGGCCGAGUGAUGAGUGGUAGAGCAAAUGAUUUAACAUGUCCAUGCAAACUGGUUGAUUAGAGAAAUCAUAUUACUUAGAGAACUACCAAAUUUUAUUAUCAAAUUUUGCCUUAAGCUGAUAACUCCCAGUAAUCAGAGUGUCAGUGUGCAUGUAAACAUAUUCACUGUUGGCACCACAGCAAAACACUCAGCCAACUUGAAUUGUCCACUGGGCAGUAACACAGCAGCAGUCCAAGCCAGGGCUGCACAGUUAAUGAGAUUAAUGUUGAAAUUGUGAUUUGAGCAUAUGCAAUAUAUUUUGCUUUUACAUGUUUUGGUUAAAUUGCCAAAUCUUAAGGCGUCCACUGGAGGGUUCAUGUAUACCACAUGCACAGCAGGCGCAGCAGGCGUUUACUCUGUCAGGAUGUAUACUAAUGCCAAGUAAAAAGGGAUGCUGUUCCCCUGCCCUUGUUUAUGUGUGUGAAAGGAUGGUCAAAUAGAGAAUGACUCGUGAUUACUGUCCUGAACCAUCAGGAAAGUCUUCAGAUUGCUCACCGUUCACAAAGUCAUGAUUUUCACAAACAGCACUCAUUUAAAAGAUGCAGACCUUACCUGCUCUGUUGUUCUGUUCUUCAGUCAGCUGCUGUGCGUUUAGCUGGCAGCAGGUGCUCCUGCUGCCAGGAGUCCACACAGGUUGUGCAUGCUCAUAUCUGAAAAGCAACAACUCAUCUCUCACUUGCAUUAUGCAGCCUCAAAUAGUUUAUGCAUCUAAAAAGCUACUGUUGCCUUGCAACACCAACAAAAAGUUCUCAAGAGAAGAUGUGCAAAUCGCAUUAAAACAUAUGUGGUCGUUAGGAGUAUUAGGUGGGCCAUAUAGGACAUGAUGCCUGUCAGGUACAGAUAAAUGGAUAAAUGGAGAUGCUAAAACAAACUAUACAGUUAAAAUUGCCGCCAGCACUGGUAACCUUGAUACGCACUACCAUUAUGCACUAUCUCAAAGGUAUGUUGCUUACUAUUUUGUUUUAUUCACUGAUGCUUCUUCACGAUUCCUCUUGGGCUGUCGCUCGCACAGCUUGGUUACGCGUUGACUGUAUGUCUCUUUCUGUCAGCGAUGACCUUUUUUGCACAUUUUAAAGACUUUUUUUUUUACACAGGUGUGUGUGUGUGUGCGUGUGUGUGAAAGAGAGAAUGAGAGAGAGAGUAUUUGUGCGUGCAGUUUUGUGUGUUGUUAGUUGAGGUUUGGUUAGCGACGACUUGUCCAUGAAUGUAAUGUUUAAUUUUAACCGUUAGAUGGCCUCAUUCACCACAGUGGAUUAAUUUUUCGGUAUCUGGAAACGGGACAGUAUUUGUCAACAGCAAACAGCCCCAAGAUAAAUAGUUUUACAACUUACAAGUUCCUUUGUGUCUAAAGCCACUGCUGCCACUCCUGUGUGUGUGUGUGUGUGUGUGUGUGUGUGUGUGUGUGUGUGUGUGUGUGUGUGUGUGUGUGUGUGUCAGAGUGAACGUACGCGGUUGUACACGUGCAUUUACUGCAAUUUGUGCUCAAUGGACACUGCGCCCAAAAUGCCUUGAGCAUACUGACUGUAGGGGGUUAAAAACACACACACACAAAAAAAAGAUCAUGUACAAAUGUAUAAAUCAAAUGUACCCUUUUUUUUUUUUUUUUUUUUUAAAGAAAAGUACACUUAUAUCCCACACGUUUGGUCUCUGUGUAUUGUUAAAGAAGCCAUGUUUAUAAUUCUAAUUGGUUUGUGACCAAUACGCCUGUUUAUAUCAGAUCUGUAUAUCAGUGGUACGCAUAAUUUUUUUAAUAUAUAUUUUUUAUUUUCAUUUUUUUUAAAUGGGAGAAUUUAUGCAUGGUUGGGUCCUGAGAGACACAGCGGUGCCAUUGAAUGGUUGCUGUUUUUUUUGGCAAAACUCUGGAGUAUUGGAACAGCUGACGCUCUGUGUUCAUAAUUACAACAAUUAUGACUAUGAUGAUGAUGAAAACAAUAAAAGAUAUUUAUUUCA